Syngnathus acus (greater pipefish) is the source of this 2126-nucleotide messenger RNA. RefSeq names its product specifically androgen-regulated gene protein. The record is from RefSeq and is a predicted model, not a curated record. Lineage: Eukaryota; Metazoa; Chordata; Actinopteri; Syngnathiformes; Syngnathidae. The coding region runs from base 289 to 1971 and encodes 560 amino acids. The transcript has 4 exons.
GGCUAAGCAUAAGACACUUUUUUGCCCAAUGUGCCCCACCCUAUUUCUCGGCUUCAGUGGAGGCAGGUUGUGCAGCCUCAGCGAUGGAAUGACACACACACACACACACACAGCUCGACUCAACCUGCCUACAUUAAUGUCAAGCUUUUUGAUCCUGCCGCAGCUUGAUGAACCAACUCCAAAACUGUACCCUGUGCAAUGUGGACGGGUGACAUGUGGAAUGAUGGUGUUGCUUUAGCACGCUAGAGCAAUAAGGACAGCAGUGGAAGCCGUGACCGUGUGAUCAGUAUGAAAUCUGGCUGUAGUGACGACAGCAUGGAGCACUUAUCCCCUGAGGAGAGGGCGUGCCUCAUGUUUCUGGAGCAGACACUCGAAGCAUUCGAGUUGCAAGAGGAUAGUGGACUCUCAAAUGAUGAACCAGACUCUGGACAACCCCCAGACAAAAUGGCUCUGAAUGAAAUCAAUGCUAUUUCCAGACUAAAUGGAGGGUCUGGAAUGGAUCGUCAGUCUGAGACCUUGCCCACUCCGGGGGGUGGCUUUCCAGUAGUGAAGAAGUCUGUGGUAAUCAAGUUAACUGAAGAAUACAAACCUGCCCAGAAUUCUGUGAAUCAAACCUAUCAACCAAACUUCACCACUGCUUCUGAAGAGCGUCAAGCUUCUAUGAAUGUCACUGACUCAAUCAGCGGUUGCAACAUCCGUGAUUUGCAUACCGAUGAACUGUGUUUAAGAACCGUUGGAGACGCUCCAAACACAAUCACUUGCAUUACUCCUGAGUUAGAUCUAGGACUCAUCCCACCGCCAUCUGACUUCAUGGAUGACCCUAAAUCUAAUCGAAAGCUCGUACUCAACCCCUAUCUAAAACCCGAUCCAGGGACCCAUCCAGUGCCCAAUCCAGUGCCCAAUCCAGGGACCGAUCCAAGGUCCGAUCCAGGGCCCGAUCCAGAGCCUGAUCCGAAGCAUCAUCCAGAGGCUGACAUCAUCAAAGCCUCCCCUCACUCCAAGAGCAACAGGCCAGUCCCUAUUGACUUGAAACAUCUAUACCAGAGAGCCUUGGAAAAGAGACCUCCAGCUAGCCCCCCUGUUAACAAGAAACCUAAAGACAAGCUUUUGAUCGACGCUCGUCAGACUCCCACUGCUUUGGAGUCUCUUCAACCAGGACUCUUUCAUCAUGAAGUCAAAGAGCCAGAGAGCCCACCAUUUGUGGCUCAUAAGCCAAAAAGGAUUUCACUCAACUCACCAAAGGAGAGAAAAAUAGAAGAAUCCAAUUCACCCAUUGAUAACGGCGACCGAGAGCUGUUGGACCAUGAGCGAAUCCACCUCCAGGCCCUCCAGAAGCUCGGGCUGCUCAAAGGUUCUCUGACUGACUUACGCCCCGACCUGAAUCAUAAGCUUUCCCCACAAACUCGAAGGUCGUGGGGAGAUUUUCCAACUCCAAGCACUCCGUCACUCCCAAGUCUAUCCAAUCAAAGCAGCGAGUCCCCCGGCGCCAUCUCUACUGCCUCAGAUAUUCUGCCCAUCUCAUCUGGGUCCAAUGACCGAGCGAGACUUCUCUCAGCUCGCAAACAAUUUCCUUCAGAGAGUUUAAUUUAUACUCAAGGAAAAGCCCCUGCUCGCUCAACUUCAGACCUGGUCAAGCAGUUAACCAAGGUCACGGGUGCCCACUCAGGAGCCGUGGCGAACUCCGGCUUCCGCCCGAGAUACCCUGUAAAUCAUCAUGAAAGAAUUAGUGUUGAACAGUGCCUCAAUCAUGCCGCCAGCCCUGACCUUCGGAGACGUGAGUCCUCCCUCUCUGCCUUCAAGCAUUCGAGAGCCUCUCACAAGGUUCCACGGUCGCAAGGCAUCAGCGUGCUGAUCUGCCCCCAGGAUACAAAUGGAGUGGACCACCAUGCAGCUCUGAAGAAACUCGGAUUAGGGACAAACCAAACCAGCCCCCCCGACCCCAAGGCCUUACACAAAAUGAAUGACCUUUAAAUUACAUCAUAUUCAGAGCUAGAGGAAGCAUGUGUAUUUCUCAGUGUGUUGAUCACUGCCUCAACACCAGAAUAAUAUACUCACAAUUUGGCACCUGUGGAUUAACCUAGGUUUGUUCAAAAACAAUGUAUAUUUUUAUUUAUUUGUUUCUGGGA